AUGUGGUACCUGGAGGCCAGUCGAGACUUGGCCCCCGGCGCUGAGAUCCUGCGUGAGCCAGCUCUGGUCGCCGGGCCAAAACAGGUCACCACGCCGGUGUGCCUGGGCUGCUACAAACCACUCACAGCACCUCCUGCUGCUGCGGCGUCCAGCAGCAGCAGCAACAGUCGAGAUGACCACGACACAUCAGCAGCAGGCGCCGACAAUAAAGACUCCUCCUCCUCCUCCUCCUCCUUCUCUUGGUGUUCGUGUCCCGGCUGUGGCUGGCCGCUCUGCUCUCUCGCCUGCGCCACUGCUGCGUGCCACGCCGAGUCGGGCGAGUGCGACGCCUUGAGUCGUGGUGGCGGCGGCGGGAGUGGCGAAAGAGGAAAGCCGCCUGUGAUGGUCAAGUUCAAGGACGCGUCCGAGCCGUGUCCGCAGUACGAGUGCAUCAUUGUGUUGCGAGCGUUGCUGCUGCGUGAGAGAGACCCGCUGCGUUGGAGACUGCUCAUGCUGCUCCAGUCGCAUGAUAAUGCUGCUGAUGCUGCUGGAAAUGAGGAAGAAGGAAAUGGGCCGUGUGUUGAGGAUUCCCCUCCUGCUGCUGCUGCUGCUGCUGCUGCUGAUGAUGAUGGUGGCAUCCAACGACCCCCAGAACUGGUCCACUACAUCAACGUGAAUAUAGUGUCUUACAUUCGAGACCACCUCCACUUGGGCGACAUCUUUUCCGGAGACAUUGUUCGUCGCGUGGCCGGCAUUGUUGAUAUCAACGCAUUCGAGCUGAAGGAUGGCGACAGGCUCUACUGCGGCGUCUUCUUCAUGAGCGCCAUGAUGGCGCACAGUUGCGUCGUCAACACAAGCCACUCGUUAUUCCUCUCUAAAACUGACGCCGAACAGCAAGUCCAACGCGAUGAUGAUGAAGAGCAGCAAGUUCUUUUGGUAAUACGAGCCACAGUUCCGAUCCCACACAACGCCAGCAUCGUCACAUCGUACGCACCAGCCUUGGACGGCACUCUGGCUCGCAGACCGCACCUCUUGCGUGCUAAGCUCUUUGCGUGCACUUGUGCGCGCUGCGCUGAUCCCACGGAACUGGACACGCUUUUCGGAGCCAUCAGAUGCUGUCACGCAUCCUCGGGAUGCACAGGCGCUCUGAUCUCGGAGCAGCCCUUGGACGACAUGGCGUCCUGGGCGUGUAGUAAUGCACCGGACUGCGAUGCGCGGAUGUCAGUGGAUGAUGUAUUGAAAGCCGUGGAUGAUGUCACCAGGGAUGUGGAGAAAGCAGGCGAGGAUGUGGUUCGACUUGAGCAGGUGCUGAAGACUCAGAGGGCGUUGGCAGACACGCAUUACGUGGUGUUCGGGGUGAAGGCGAGCUUGGCGCAGCUGUACGGACGGGUGCCGCGGUUCUUGCUGAGGGACUUGCCGGCGGGGCUGUUGAAACGUAAAGAACAGUUGUGUAGGGAGGUUUUGGAUGUCCUAAGGGUGCUCGAGCCGGGGUUCUCUCGGAUGCGAGGGUUGCUGCUGUAUGAAUUCCAUGCAGCGGUAUUGAUGCGAGUGAACGCGUUGUUCGAUGGGGACGCGAGUCCAGCAGAAUGUCUACCGCUCCUGGUUGAGGCUCGCGCUGCUCUUGCGGAAAGCGCGCUGAUUCUAGGCAUGGAACCCGCCCGGGCUGUGGAAGGUCGGAUCGGCCGAACAGCAGCCAGCCAAGUUGCUGAGUUGGAUGACUGGAUCCAUAGAGUGGGAGCUAUCGUCUGA
Messenger RNA from Notodromas monacha, 1728 nucleotides. The record is from the annotation of a GenBank genome assembly. NCBI's taxonomy places the organism in Eukaryota, Metazoa, Arthropoda, Ostracoda, Podocopida, Cyprididae.